Sorghum bicolor (sorghum) is the source of this 547-nucleotide messenger RNA. RefSeq lists its product as uncharacterized. Bases 26 to 547 code for a protein of 173 amino acids. NCBI's taxonomy places the organism in Eukaryota, Viridiplantae, Streptophyta, Magnoliopsida, Poales, Poaceae. The record is from RefSeq and is a predicted model, not a curated record. The transcript has 4 exons.
UUUCCAUAGAUCUUGAAGAGCCAGAAUGCCACGUCGUGGAAAAAGUAGCAAACCAAGCUAUGGCCGGACGACCGGGAGUCCGUACAUCCACAAGCCGCUUCCUAGCGGUGUUCCAGUACCUAUGUGCUUUUGUGGUGAUCCUUGCAAGGUAGAAAUUUCGGAAGACGAGGAAACCUAUCGGCAGAGGUAUUGGAUGUGUUCCAAUUUUGCCUGGGAGCCUACGCCAAAACAACGCCGCAGUAACUUUAUUACCCCUCCACCAUUGUGUGAUUUUGAGCAGUGGAUCGACACUGAUAUUAAGGAGUCCGACAAGCGGCUUCUACAAGGCCUAAAGGAGUGGGAUGCAGAGCGUGCAGAGAUAUUAGAGAAGAGACGUAGAGAGGAGGCUCAAAAGAGGGAGCACAAGGAAGAGGAGGAAAGAAGACGUGUUGCUGCGGCUCGGGAGGAGAGGGAAAAGAAGCUUCAGCGUGUGCGCCGAGCGAAGGCAGCGAUGGAUGAGAAUCCAGAUUCCGAGAGGAAGGGAAAGUGGCCUUGUUGCACUCAGUAG